GGGGGGAGAGGAAGGAUCCUGAAGUUGAAAAGAGGGGGGGACAAAUACACACACACACACACACACACACACAACCCACACGCUGGAGCCGCCCUUCCUGGAUGGCGUCUCUUCUGGGCAUGUGUCAUCCUGGGAGGAGAGAUCCACUAAGGAGGAUCACUUCUGAUCUCUCUUGAAAGGGAUCGGUCCCCCUGGGUGGAUCUCAGAUCCGGUCCCCGAUCGAUCCUGCAAGAUCGAGGAGAGAGACUUCCAGCAAAGUCCAAUGCUUCUGCUACGUCUCCUUCCUGUGUCCCUGCAAUGAAAUAUUUUGCUGCCUUAUUGAAACCCUUCAAACUAGGAAUGGAUGAAGGGGGAUCCAGAGAAUGCAAAGAUCCCUUUUGAACUCCAGCUGGAUUCCCUCGGAGUAAACAGGCUCGAUCUGAUCUGCUUCUCCAAAGGAAGAAGAAGGAUUCCUAAGUAUGGAGCUCUCAUGCAUUCUGUCCGUCUUGAUCUUUUCGAUGCUGUACUCUCAGGGUGCCCCUUUCCGGAUCUGUGCCUUCAACACUCAGCGCUUCGCCCAAGGGAAGGUGGAUAAAGCCCACGUCAUGGACACUUUUGUCAAGAUCCUGGCUCGCUGCGAUAUCGCUGUUCUACAAGAGGUGAUGGAUGCAAAAGGAAAGGCAAUUCCAGCUUUGGCAGCUGCCCUGAAUCGGUUUGAGAAUGGUUCUGAUGUCUAUAGCUACAUUACCAGCCCUCUGCUGGGUCGAAGCAAUUACCAAGAACGCUAUGUGUUCAUGUACAGGAACAAGAGAACGCGGGUGCUGGACUCUUAUAAAUAUGAAGAUGAUCAUCUAGAGCGGCCCGAUGUCUUUGCGCGUGAGCCCUUCAUUGUACGCUUCAGCUUGCCAAACAAAGCGCUUCCUGAGCUGGUGUUGAUCCCGCAGCAUACGAUGCCCUCCAAGGCGGAAGCUGAAAUUGAUGCUCUCUAUGAUGUUUUCCUGAAUGUGCAGGCACGCUGGGGCACCGAGGACAUGAUUUUCUUGGGUGAUUUCAAUGCGGAUUGUGGCUAUGUGGCAAAGAAACGUUGGAGCAAUAUCCGCCUAUGUGAAAAGCCUGGGUUUCACUGGCUCAUUGGAGACAAAGCUGACACCACUGUUCGAGAGAACACCCGCUGUGCCUAUGACAGGAUUGUGGUGCAUGGUGAACAGUGCCUUGAUGCAGUUGUACCUGGAUCAGCUCAGCCAUUUGAUUUCCCCAAAGAAUUUGGACUCUCAGAGACAGAGGCUUUGGAGAUCAGCGACCAUUAUCCUGUAGAGGUGGAACUGUAUUCAGCUUGUUGGGGGCUCCAGCCAGCCAGUCCAGUUGGUCUUCUCUUCUUGGCCACUGCCAUGCUGUCUGGGACAGGGUAUGUCAUUUGAAGCUUUUCCAGUUCUCCUGGGAUUCUGGAUGGUGAUGUCUGUCCAGGCUUUGCAUCAGCUGUUGUUAUCUGCAGCCAAGUUAUCUUCAGCUUAUGGUGAUCCUAUGAAUGAGAGAUCUCCAUGAGCCCUGGUCAUGAACGUGCUGGGCUUGCAAAGACUCAGGACAGCUGUGGCUUCUUUGACUCAGCCAAGCCAUCUGGAAUAUGAUCUUCCUCUUUUACUACUGUCUUCUACUUUCCAGACCACUAUUAUCUUGUCAUCUCAGCUGCCCCUCCAUAUUAAUGGAUUCUGCAUCCAUGGACUCAGCCAACCACAGCUUGAAAAUAUUCCAAAUAUUUUGGUUCCUCAAAUCAAUGGUUCCUCAAAUCAUUUUGGUUCCUCAAAUCAAUGCUACCCCAAGUGAUGUCUGUGGACCUGUGUUGGUCCAGGAACCAUCCCCUGCCAGUUCACAGCAAGUUUCCAAGAAACUAUGCAAACAUAAUACAGUAGGCCCUCCGUAUCCACAGAUUCUUUAUCCAUGGAUUCAACCUACGGCUUGAAAAUAUUUAUACGUAUAUAUGAAUUCGAAAAGCAACCUUGAUUUUGCCAUUUUAUAUAAGAGACAC
Molecule: messenger RNA, 2002 nt
Organism: Sceloporus undulatus (fence lizard)
Lineage: Eukaryota; Metazoa; Chordata; Lepidosauria; Squamata; Phrynosomatidae
Product: deoxyribonuclease-1-like 1
Exons: 9
Coding region: 459-1397 (312 amino acids)
Biological process (GO): DNA catabolic process
Cellular component (GO): nucleus
Molecular function (GO): DNA nuclease activity
Source: RefSeq, a predicted model, not a curated record